CUUGACCUCCUACUACUAUCAUCUCGUCCAUACCAACAAUAUCCAAUAAAAUGUCCAGCGAGAGAGCCGCGUUCGCCGAGGAGGUCAGGAAGGUGGAGGAAUGGUGGAAGAGCCCUCGUUUUGCACGAGUAACGCGACCGUAUACCGCCGCACAGGUCGUCGCCAAGCGCGGCACGAUACCCAUCCAAUACCCUUCUAAUGUCCAAGGCAAGAAGCUCUGGAAACUCCUCAGCGAACAUGCCAAGAGGGGGACGCCGUCACACACCUAUGGAGCUCUUGACCCUGUCCAGGUGACGCAGAUGGCCAAAUACCUCGAAACCGUCUAUGUUUCUGGCUGGCAAUCAUCGAGUACCGCGUCCAGCACAAACGAACCAGGACCGGAUCUUGCAGACUACCCUUCGAACACGGUGCCCAACAAGGUCGAACAUUUGUUCAUGGCCCAGCUCUUCCAUGACCGCAAACAGCAUGAAGCUCGCUCCAACAUGACUGAGGGUCAGCUCGUUAAAACUCCCAUUGUUGAUUACCUCCGCCCCAUCGUUGCUGAUGCCGACACCGGUCACGGAGGUUUAACUGCGAUUAUGAAGCUCACGAAAAUGUUCGUCGAGAAGGGCGCUGCUGGAAUUCAUGUCGAGGAUCAGGCGCCCGGAACGAAGAAGUGUGGACACAUGGCUGGUAAGGUUUUGGUGCCCAUUUCCGAACAUAUCAACCGACUUGUCGCCAUCCGUCUCCAAUAUGAUAUUAUGGGAGUCGAAAACCUUGCUGUCGCUAGAACUGACUCCGAAGCGGCCACCCUCAUCACCUCUAACAUCGAUGAUCGCGACCAUGCGUUCAUUCUCGGCUCCACUAACCCAUCCCUACGUCCUCUAAAUACCGUCAUGACGGAAGCCGAGCGCCUAGGCAAGAACGGCGACCAGCUUCAAGCAAUUGAGGACCAGUGGAUAGCCUCCGCCAACCUCCAAUUGUUUACCAAGACUCUUGGUGAUGCCUUGAGCAGGCAAGGUGCCAGCUCGGCAACAGUCAGCAAAUUCCUUUCGACCGUUGCCCAUGCGUCAUGGCCAUCAGCAGUUGAAAUUGCUCAGAAGCAGUACGGCCUGAAGACCGUGCCUUAUUGGGAUUGGGAUUCACCGAGGACGCGUGAAGGUUACUACCGAUACCAGGGUGGCACUCAGUGCGCCAUUAACCGUGCCAUCGCGUUUGCACCGUACGCUGAUCUUCUGUGGAUGGAGACCAAGAAGCCCAUUCUCUCGCAAGCAAAAGAGUUUUCCGCUGGUGUUCUCGAUGCCCGACCAGGACAUUGGUUGGCGUACAACUUGAGUCCGUCAUUCAACUGGGAUGCCGCGGGUCUGGGUGAAAAGGACAUGGAAUCCUUCGUAUGGCAGCUGGGCAAACUCGGCUUUGUCUGGCAAUUCAUCACGCUCGGUGGCUUGCACUCCAACGCGUACAUAUCCGACCUGUUCGCGCAGAACUUUGCCAAGACCGGUAUGAAAGCCUACGUUGAGCUUGUGCAACGCAAGGAGAGGGAACUUGGUACCGACGUCCUCACUCACCAAAAGUGGAGUGGUGCUGAUUACGCCGACAACCUGAUCAAAACUGUCACUGGAGGUGUCUCCUCUACUUCUGCUAUGGGUGCUGGUGUCACGGAGGCGCAGUUCACUUCGAAACUCUAAUAGAUUUAGACGACGUAGUCUCGGACGAUGUUACUUGAUAUAAUAACGCACCUUCGUGCAUACUCAUGUAUAUAUGAUCCAUCGGAUGUACAAAAAUGAACCUGCAUGUAA
Messenger RNA from Guyanagaster necrorhizus, 1778 nucleotides. Its product is annotated as isocitrate lyase icl. The transcript is spliced from 6 exons. The coding region runs from base 51 to 1667 and encodes 538 amino acids. Gene Ontology annotation, molecular function: isocitrate lyase activity. Gene Ontology annotation, biological process: carboxylic acid metabolic process. The record is from RefSeq and is a predicted model, not a curated record. Lineage: Eukaryota; Fungi; Basidiomycota; Agaricomycetes; Agaricales; Physalacriaceae.